Molecule: messenger RNA, 796 nt
Organism: Medicago truncatula (barrel medic)
Lineage: Eukaryota; Viridiplantae; Streptophyta; Magnoliopsida; Fabales; Fabaceae
Product: cell number regulator 9
Exons: 4
Coding region: 68-517 (149 amino acids)
Source: RefSeq, a predicted model, not a curated record
GAAGUAGGAACAUAGUUACAUAGACUUGUUAAAUCUCCAUUUGAUCACUAGCUAAGGUUCAAUCAAAAUGUAUAAUGGUGCACAAAUUUCGGACAUUAAUGGUCCACCAACUGGAAAAUGGACAACAGGUUUAUUUGGUUGCUGUGAAGAGCCUGGAAAUUGUUGUUUUACUUUUUGCUGUCCACGUUUCACCUUUGGUCGGAAUGUUGAGAUCAUAGACCAAGGAAGAACAUCUGCUACACAAGCUCGGUUGAUAUUUUGUUUGCUAGGAUGUGCUGGGCUUCAAAGUGUAUAUUCAUACAGAUUUAGAAGUGGAUUAAGAACUCUCUUCAAUUUACCAGAGGAACCAUGCAUUGAUUUUUGUGUUCACUAUUGUUGUACUAUUUGUGCUAUUUGCCAAGAGUAUAGAGAACUUAAAAAUCGUGGACUCGACCCCUCAAAAGGUUGGAAAGCAAAUGAGGGGAAAAUGAAAACCAUCCAAGUGCCUCCUCAAGUUGCAAUGGGAAUGACUCGCUAGAAUUGCUUAUUUUCUAUUAUGAUUGAUUCAUUAUGUUGUUGUUUUUCAAGAUCUUAUUACAAAGAGUGCUUAAUUUGUUGUUUCCUUUUGUUAUGUUCUAUUUGUUGUAAUUGAGAGCUACUAGAUAUGUUCUCUAUUUCAUGUGUUUUUUUAGUUUAUUUCAUUAUGUAUUACUUAUUUUUUCUUUUUUGUUUUGUUUUGUUUUGUUUGUAUUAUCACUUGAAUUUCUUGAAUCUACCAUUCAAACCUUGUCAUUUGAGUAAUGUCAUAAUGUGUUGU